AUGGACCUGUGCCAUGUCCCUGCCACCCGGGAGAAGGGCUGGUACUUGGCACUGAUGGCCCCCAACGUCAAAGGUCCCAACUACGCCUGGCUGGACCCCUCCCGGCUCUACUGCCAUCCGCAAGGCUUGCAGGACUGCCUGGCUGACCUGCUGCAGCCCUUCCAGGGAGAUCCCAUCGACAUGGUGGCUGGCAUUGAUGUUGCUGGACCCCCCCAGGGUGCUUUGGCUGCUGCCACACUGCAGAAAGGUUUCCUGGCUAUCCGCAAAGCUGGACACCUCUGUGUGCAGACACUGACACAGCCCUACACAGACUACUCGGGCCGAGAGAAGGUGAUGGAGGUCCGCACUGAUGUCAUCUCGCCAGGUCUGCGCAUCCUUCUCGUGGACCAGUGGGUUGAAACUGGGGGCACCAUGCGAGCAGCCAUUGGGCUGGUGGAGCGGCUG
Messenger RNA from Acanthisitta chloris (rifleman), 444 nucleotides. RefSeq names its product adenine phosphoribosyltransferase 1-like. The record is from RefSeq and is a predicted model, not a curated record. NCBI's taxonomy places the organism in Eukaryota, Metazoa, Chordata, Aves, Passeriformes, Acanthisittidae. The annotation marks the transcript as partial. The transcript has 4 exons. Gene Ontology annotation, molecular function: adenine phosphoribosyltransferase activity.